AUGUCAUCCGAGCUCUUUUUCUCCAAGACGCUGUCCGCGAUCCCUUCCGACGAGAAUGCUUCCAUCGUUAUCUUCGACAACUGCCCUUACUCGAGGCAUAUUACGAAGAAAACGCGUGACCCUUUUGGCGCUGCGCGCAGGACGAUCGAAGGGCUCGGAAGAAAUGUGGCGCGUCUGGUAAUUCAGGGAAAAGGGUGCGUCCUGUUAGCUCUGCAUCCUAACUCCUACCCGACAAUACACUCUGGUGCGGCGAGGUACUGCACCGCGCUGGUAGAGGACAAGACGAUCAGCGGGAACGACAGGGACAUUGUCGUCCCCGCGGGGGCGAUUGACUAUGGGAUCGGAACAAAGAACCGACGGUGCACACUCACGUACUUCGGGAACGCGGAUCGUAGUUUGUCCGCCGAAUUCCAGAACAUCCGCUCACGCGUCAAGAGUGCGAUGCUCCGCCUGACCACCUUUCCCGACGCGUGCGUCGUCUCCACCAGUGAGAGGAGAGAGUACGUGCGAGGGAUCUCGGACAGCAAGUUCUGCUUCGCUUUGCCUGGCGACACGAUGGGCGGAGAGAAGCUGGCACUCGCCGUGAUGCAGGGGUGCGUCCCCGUUAUAGAGCACUACAGCUGGAGGCACCAGCCCUUUUUCGACUUCCUGAAUUACUCCCGCUUCGCGGUCCGGAUGCCCAAGGCGUGGGACGCCGAGGAGCUGCUCACCCGGCUGCGAGCAUCGGAUUGGAAGCAGUACCAGCGCAACCUGAGGAUGGCUCGUCACUGGUUUGACUACACGAGGCAUUCCGAGGCAGUGUCCCCGUACACGCUGAUAUGGACACAGGUCAGUGAGAUCUGGGCGUGA
This is a messenger RNA of Emiliania huxleyi CCMP1516, 849 nucleotides long. RefSeq lists its product as hypothetical. The transcript has a single exon. The record is from RefSeq and is a predicted model, not a curated record. Lineage: Eukaryota; Haptophyta; Isochrysidales; Noelaerhabdaceae. Bases 1 to 849 code for a protein of 282 amino acids. Gene Ontology annotation, molecular function: glycosyltransferase activity.